UAAAUUUGUGAAACCCUUUUCAGUUUCAACAAAAUACAACGCUUCCCCUUUCACCUUACAUUCUUCCUUUCUCCUUCUUCCCUCAGCCGUUUCACGAACUUGAAAAGGCAGACACAUGGUUUCAAGUUCGUUUAAAACCUUCUCUCAGACACUGCCUCUGAUUUCCAGCAUCUCCUCGACACCCUUCCUCGCCCUUCCACCGCCGUCUGAAACACCUUCAUCAUCGGCUUCAUCUGCGACCAGCCCACGUCUCUUUCCAUGGUAACCCCUGUCGCAGGUGCCUUGGCCACUGGGAUUGGGCCUUUGACGGGUGGUCAAGGAACUGGCUAGAUGGCGGUUAUGCAAACAAACGAAGACAAGGGAUUUUUUGGAGGGUUCGAAUCAAGUAGGGAAGGUGGUCUGCUUUGUUCCUUAAAUGGUGAUGGUGGCUGCUGGCUGGGUGCUCAUACUCGAUUUGGGUUUUCUUGCAAAUUUUCAGAUUUGGUACACCUAUGCUGGGAUUAUGGGGUUCCAGUUUGUGCAUUGGUGUCGUUCUUCUACGUUGUUCUUGAAUGUGUUUGUAGGCUGCUGUUAUCUGGCUGAUAAUGGAAUUAGGACUAUCUAGGCCCAAAUUUAUUAAUACAAGAUUGUCUCAGCUUUUAAAAGAAUAUGAUGAAGAACUGUGGCGCCAUCUUGAGAUCACUUCUAAAGUAAGACAAUUUUUAAUAGAUAUUCUAUAUUGUUAAAGUUAUCCUUUUACUUUAUGUUUGGAAAUAUCGGUAAACUGAAUUAUUCAUUUGCUGAUUGCGAUAUCUGCUGUUAUGUAAUUGUUCAAGGACUGUGCACUAUUCUGUGCUGUAUUACAUUUGCUAAAUAACUAAAUUAUAAAUAGAUAAAUAAGUGUGACUCUUUCCUGUUUCAUUUUUUUAGUGAUGUGAGUAUGACCUUCUCUAUGUUAGAAUUAUUAUUUUGGCCAUUUGUUUUCUUCUAUUUACAGUGUUUUAUGUUUCUCCACUACUGCUAAUGAAGUGAUAGAGGCUUUAAUUAGUCAUUGUACUUUUUUAAGUGCAUGCUUGCCUGAUUAUUCAACCAUUAUUUGCUUCUGGCUAUUGAACAGUUUAUCAAAAAUGGCUAUUAGAUGAGGAUCUCACAAUUAUAAUUAUACUAUGGAGGGAGAAUGAGCGAAACUUAUAAGUUGGGCGAGGGAGGGAAAACUCUAUUCUGGAAAACCAUUGUUGGUUCUUUGGACCCAAAGCCUAUUAAGCUCACGUGAUUCUUUAUCCAUUAUAAUCAAAUUCAGUUUCUGAAACCUCAUCAUUUUCUUAGUUUCAAAACUAGCUCAAAUAUGAUUGCAUUAGAACCGUUAUUGUACUUACAAUUUCUUGCCUCACUUUCACUUUCGCUAACAGCCCAAUAGGUUCAAGUUUCUAAUUAAACAGGCUUUGUGAAAGCUAACAUGUUUACAUGAUGUGUAGAUUAUAUGUCUAAUUUGUCUUUUAAUUUCAAUGACUUUUCCUUCGCUCAAGCGAAACAAGCUGCUGGCAGCAAUCCAGAAACAGGUAAAUUAGCACCCUCAGAUUUCAGUUUGAUUUAUACCUAUGCAGCAGAAAAAAAAGAAAAGAAAAAAAAAGACAAUGACAAGAAUUUCAUUUCAUACUGAAUGAGGAAAUAGGACCACCCUUUAUCUGACCGCAGCUUUGUGACCAGUGUCUGUAAGCAAGGUAAAAGAGUAGGAAGAAAGAAAUGA
Molecule: messenger RNA, 1726 nt
Organism: Lotus japonicus
Lineage: Eukaryota; Viridiplantae; Streptophyta; Magnoliopsida; Fabales; Fabaceae
Exons: 3
Coding region: 331-582 (83 amino acids)
Source: RefSeq, a predicted model, not a curated record